AUGGAUGCAGGUUAAUUGCCUAGCCCUCUUUCACAAAGUACAGAAUAAAGAUAGAUUGUAAUUGUGUUUUAGAGGCGAAUUUCCCAUUGGAAAUACUGUAUUAAUGGAAUGUUCACAAUGUGGUGACGGGCGCAUGCGUAUUUAACCUUGGUUCAGGUUUGUUUCUCUCCCAAGUGUGAAUAGAAAAUAUAAGGAAGACAGCAGAGGAGUUCCAGGAACUUCUGAACCACAGCUUCACGGAGAGAGCUCUGCCUGGAGAGUCCCAGACAGACAGCAUGGCAUAUCCAGAGAUCUAGGACUAUUACAUUUCUCUAUACUUUUGAAGUUUCAAUGGCAUUUAGAAAUUCAGGCAGGGAUCAAGUGGGAUUUACAGUAGGCUAUUCAGCAUAAUCUCUGUCACAUUUUAAGGACGACAGGGGAUCGGGAGAUUAAGGUAAAUUAUGUCAUGUUGCCAUUUAAUUUAAAGUGUAAAACAAGAAACAGUUGUGAAUGUUUGUAUGAUUAGAGAAAUCAUGAGAUCUGGCGCUCAUUAACUGAAGGUAUGCAAGAAGAUCGUAGAUCAAGGAAGUAAGCCGCGCACAGAGUGGUACAGACAGAGCAGCACUCAAGGCAAAACGUGUUUGUAGAUAAUACGUGGAAAUAAUAUAAUAUGCCAUUUAGCAGACGCUUUUAUCCAAUGCGACGUACAGUCAUGUGUGCAUACAUUUUUACGUAGGCCUAUGGGUGGUCCCGGGGAUCGAACCCACUACCCUAGCGUUACAAACGCCAUGCUCUACCACUUGAGCUACAGAGGACCACAAUAAGUGGUCCACAAGUAUGUUGGAAGCCCAGACCAUGUCCACAAAUAGGAUGCUGUUAUUAUUUAUACAAAUAAAAUACAAAACACAUUUUUCAAUUUACUGAAGUAACAUUUGAUAUCAUGGUUGGUUAUAAUUAUUUUUAUUUAACCUUUAUUUAACUAGAAAGGUGAGUUAAGAACAAAUUCUUAUUUACAAUGAUGGCCUACCAAAAGGCCUCCUAUGGGGAGGGGGGCUGGGAUUAAAAACAAAAUAAAAAUAUAGGACAAACCACACAUCACGACAAGAGAGACACCACAACACUACAUAAAGAGAGACCUAAGACAACAACAUAGCAUGGCAGCAACACAUGACAACACAGCAUGGUAGCAACACAACAUGACAACAACAUGGGAGCAACACAAUUACAAUAUAGUCAACUGUUAUUUAUGGCAACAACAAAAAAAUCACCACUGGUUCCACAAGAGCUGUAUACCGCCAGUAAUAAACUAAUUGUAAACAACUUGUUUGGCAUUACACCUUCAUGUUAUUCUAGUGAUACUGUAUAUUCAGGUCCUGGCAGGUCAUUACACCUUCAUGUUAUUCUAGUGAUACUGUAUAUUCAGGUCCUGGCAGGUCAUUACACCUUCAUGUUAUUCUAGUGAUACUGUAUAUUCAGGUCCUGGCAGGUCAUUACACCUUCAUGUUAUUCUAGUGAUACUGUAUAUUCAGGUCCUGGCAGGUCAUUACACCUUCAUGUUAUUCUAGUGAUACUGUAUAUUCAGGUCCUGGCAGGUCAUUACACCUUCAUGUUAUUCUAGUGAUACUGUAUAUUCAGGUCCUGGCAGGUCAUUACACCUUCAUGUUAUUCUAGUGAUACUGUAUAUUCAGGUCCUGGCAGGUCAUUACACCUUCAUGUUAUUCUAGUGAUACUGUAUAUUCAGGUCCUGGCAGGUCAUUACACCUUCAUGUUAUUCUAGUGAUACUGUAUAUUCAGGUCCUGGCAGGUCAUUACACCUUCAUGUUAUUCUAGUGAUACUGUAUAUUCAGAUCCUGGCAGGUCACAGUUGUUUUUUUAUCAGUUAUACAAUAGUCUCAUGGGGUCAGACUUAUGAGGUUCAAUAGCGGGCUUCAGAAUAGGCUAUUCAUUCUGGACAUGUUUUAUUGCAUUAAUAAUAUGAAGGCACAUUUAAGCUACUGCCUUCAAUUUUAGACCUGUACCUCUCAAUUGUUUGCUGGGUUAGAUUAGCAUUUUCACACACUUCUCAGUAGGUUUGGAGAGUGUUUUCAGCUCCCCAAGUCUAGACUUGCCAGGCUUCUAUCGAGACUUGGGCAGCCAGCCCUACAUCCACCUCUUCUCUAGAAUGGUGUGUUAGGCUCAGGGGCAUAUAUACAGCAGCAGCCAAUCCCUGGAGGGAAGUUGGCGGAAUAGACAUCCUGUGAUUUUCAAUGAUAACAGCCUGUGCACAUAACUACCUCUGUCAAAAUACAGCCACACCUUCUCAUAUUCAAAGGGUUUAAAAAGCUAAACCAAAAUUAUACUUCAGUCCCAGCAAGUUCACUGUUGAGGGUAGUAUCCUUAGGAUAUGCGCAUACAUUAGAGCCACACACACUAACCACCCUCACGUGUGGUGAGUCGUACUCAGUUGAUGACAUACACCCUCCAGAUUACUCAGUGAGAGGAAGGAAUAGGGUUUGGGAGUUUCCCAAAUGGAUGGAGAAGUAGUGGUCAGCACGGAACACAGAACACAGGAAACGGAACACAGGACACAGGACACGGAACACAUGACAUGAUGCAUGCUAGUGUUACCAGAACAGAACAGGAAGGGUACUGAUUCAGAAGCAUUAGUCUGAGGAAGAGCAGAACCAUGAAGAAUGUGUAUUCUCUUGCUGGUGUUUUACCUUGAAUGGGAAGCAUCAUUGUGGCAACAUAAAGCAUAACCACAUGGUGUAUAGAUCCCAUACAGUACCUGUGCUAUAUACUGUAUUUCUCUGUUCCCCAGAUGCAGGAGGACCCGGUGUAUGAUUUCCCUGAGCCGGUAGGGGAGCCGGUAGGAGAGAGGCGGGCUUGUCCUCAGCGUGGCUCCCUGAAGAGCAUCAGUGUGCUGGACCGUCUGCUUCUCACACACCCUGUCUGGCUGCAGCUGUCCAUCAACUCUGCUACUGCUCUGCACAUCCUACAGAGGGAGCCGCCUGGGGUGAGACCAGUGGAGGCUGCUGAGGGGAGGAUGGCUCAUAGUAAUGGCUGGAAUGGAGCGAAUGGAAUGGCAUCAAACACAUGGAAAUGAUGUAUUUGAUACCAUUCCACCUAUUACACCAACCUCAUGUGGGUGAGACGCACACUGCACACACACACAAACCACAACCUAAGUUUGUAUAUCUCUGUCUCUCUGCAGACCUUUCUGGUGCGCAAGUCCAACACCUCACAGAAGAAAGUGCUGUGUGUCAGGCUUGCAGACGACAGCAUCCCCUCCUUUGUCAAACAAUUUGUCAUCCGCGAAGUGAACUCCAGUGAGUGUUGAAAGAUAAAGCCAGAGAUGUUUCAUCUACAGUUGAAGUCGGAAGUUUACAUACACUUAUGUUGGAGUCAUUAAAACUAGUUUUUCAACAAAUCCACACAUUUCUUGUUAACAAACUAUAGUUUUGGCAAGUCGGUUAGGACAUCUACUUUGUGCAUGAAACAAGUAAUUUUUCCAACAAUUGUUUACAGAUAGAUUAUUUCACUUAUAAUUCACUGUAUCACAAUUCCAGUGGGUGACUGUGCCUUUAAACAGCUUGGAAAAUUCCAGAAAAUUAUGUCAUGGUUUUAGAAGCUUCUGAUAGGCUAAUUGACAUAAUUUGAGUCAAUUUGAGGUGUACCUGUGGAUGUAUUUCAAGGCCUACCUUCAAACAAAGUGCCUAUUUGCUUGACAUCAUGGAAAAAUUAAAAUAAAUCAGCCAAGACCUCAGGAAUUUUUUUUUGUAGUCCUCCACAAGUCUGGUUCAUCCUUGGGAGCAAUUUCCAUACGCCUGAAGGUACCACAUUCAUCUGUACAAACAAUAGUACGCAAGUAUAAACACCAUGGGACCACGCAGCCGUCAUACCGCUCAGGAAGGAGAUGCGUUCUGUCUCCUAGAGAUGAACGUACUUUGGUGCGAAAAGUGCAAAUAAAUCCCAGAACAACAGCAAAGGACCUUGUGAAGAUGCUGGAGGAAACAGGUACAAAAGGAUCUAUACCCACAGUAAAACAAGUCCUAUAUCGACAUAACCUGAAAGGUCGCUCAGCAAGGAAGAAGCCACUGCUCCAAAACCGCCAAUAAAAAGUCAGACUACGGUUUGCAACUGCACAUGGGGACAAAGAACGUACAUUUUGGAGAAAUGUCCUCUGGUCUGAUGAAACAAAAAUAGAACUGUUUGGCCAUAAUGACCAUCGUUAUGUUUGGAGGAAAAAUGGGAAGGCUUGCAAGCCGAGGAACACCAUCCCAAACAUGAAGCACGGGGGUGGCAGCAUCAUGCUGUGGGGGUGCUUUGCUGCAGGAAGGACAGGUGCACUUCACAAAAUAGAUGGCAUCAUGAGGAAGGACAAUUAUGUGGAUAUAUUGAAGCAACAUCUCAAGACAUCAGUCAGGAAGUUAAAGCUUGGUUGCAAAUGGGUCUUCCAAAUGGACAAUGACCCCAAGCAUACUUCCAAAGUUGUGGCAAAAUGGCGUGGCCAUCACAAAGCCCUGACCUCAAUCCUAUAGAACAUUUGUGGGCAGAACUGAAAAAGCGUGUGCGAGCAAGGAGGCCUACAAACCUGACUCAGUUACACCAGCUCUGUCAUGAGGAAUGGGCCAAAAUUCACCCAACUUAUUGUGGGAAGCUUGUGGAAGGCUACCCAAAACGUUUGACCCAAGUUAAACAAUUUAAAGGCAAUGCUACCAAAUACUAAUUGAGUGUAUGUAAACUUCUGACCCACUGGGAAUGUGAUGAAAGAAAUAAAAGCUGAAAUAAAUCAUUCUCUCUACUAUUAUUCUGACAUUUCACAUUCUUAAAAUAAAGUGGUGAUCCUAACUGACCUAAAACAGGGAAUUUUUACUAGGAUUAAAUGUCAGGAAUUGUGAAAAACUGAGUUUAAAUGUAUUUGGCAAAGGUGUAUGUAAACUUCCGACUUCAACUGUACAGCCCGUUGCAGUGAACGAUGAGGGUCUUACCAAUGAUCUUCCCCGUCUUCCUUCCAUUCACAGCCUUCUCUUUGGAGAGAGCCGCUAUCAGUUUCCCUGACCUCUGCCGGCUCAUCGCCUUCUACUGUGUUAGCCGGUAUGUUCUACGUCACAGUAGAAUAGGUUCAGGACCUUUAGACCAAUCAGACCUGUCUAUAAAACCUAUGUGCUGUCUAUUUCAGGGAUGUGUUGCCCUUCCCCCUGGAGCUCCCUGAGGCCAUAGUCAAGGCUUCAUCCCACAAACAGUUGGAGUCAAUCUCCCACAUGGGAGUGGGUAGGUACCACAGAGUGGUUCAGAGGUCUGAUGAUCCACCAAGGUCUUGGCCAUUGUUGUGGUCCUCUGUAGCUCAGCUGGUAGAGCACGGCGCUUGUAACGCCAAGGUAGUGGGUUCGAUCCCCGGGACCACCCAUACACAAAAAAAAAAAUGUAUGCACGCAUGACUGUAAGUCGCUUUGGAUAAAAGCGUCUGCUAAAUGGCAUAUUAUUAUUAUAUUAUUAUUGUAAUACUAGCUGCCAUUGUGUGCCGUACACAACUCAUCUCUAGGUUUCUUCUUAGGUUUCUGCCUUCUAUGGAGUUUUUCAUAGCCACUGUGCUUCUGCCUCUCCAUUGUUGCUCUUUGGGGUUUUAGGCUGGGUAUCUGUAAAGCACUUUGUGACAACUGCUGAUGUAAAAAGGAAUUUAUAAAAUACAUUCGAUUGAUUGAUCAAGGAUAGCCUUGAGGACGUAUGCUGACAUAGUUUUGCUUAUUUUUCACUCAGAGUUCUGGAGCUCCCAGCUGAACUUCAGAGGUCCACGCAAUGGGCCCCCACCAGUGGAGGAGGCACCGCUGCCCCCUAGCCCCACCCCUGAGGACUGUGCCACGCCCGAGGAGAGCCCCACCCUGUUUCAAGAGUUCUGCCCCAUCCAAACACGCAGCCCCCAGGAGCUGAACUGUGGGGCAGCAGGCCAAGGGGCUCUCUGUUUCAUCAACCCACUCUUCCUGCAGUCCCAGACUGCACUGCACAGACGCCACCAGUUCAAACGCAGCCUCAAGGUGCGUGUCUCCACUGAGAACUCUAGCCCCUUGUCCCCACCAUUCGCUCCUCCCCCUCCCCCACCUCUGCUGGCCAAGAAAAAGAGCAAGAAGGUCCAGCAGGCCAGUAGAGCAAUGGAGGCCAGAGUGGAGGGUGAGGGAGGGACAGCACCCGUCCAGGAGCACUCAGAUUACUUGCAGCCAGUUCUUCUGAAGAAGACCAGGGUCACACCCACACUGUCUCCCACUGCAGAGGAGGAUGACUACCAUGUGCCCAUAGGUCUCCUGCAGGGACUGGCCCAGGAGAAAGUAGGUGAGGGGGAGGAGGGGGUGAGUGAGGAGGAGGUGGGUCUCCUGCUGGAGCAGAGAUGUGCUCCCUCCCUGAGUGAGCUGGAUAGCAGCAGUUCCCUCAGCAGCCUGGAGGAGGCAGAUGAGAGCUCAGAGCGACCUUCCCUCAGCAGGGGAACAAGUAACCCCUCACCCCCAUGCACUUCUCCCGCUCACCAGCCCGUCUCAGCCCUGCGCAAGCUUAGUGCAGCCUUUGUGUCCUUCUUUGUGCCUGAGAAGCGCGUAGCGAGGCUGGUGGAGGACCUGUCCCAUGACAGGAGGACUGCGUUUGGUGUCCUGGUGCAGGACUUCCUCAGGCAGCAGCGAGAGGCGAUCAAGCCUCAGUGCCAGAGAUCUGGCAUAGAGCUACUGCAGGGCAUCCGCCUCUUCCUCUCCCAGGCCAAAACCUUUCUGCUGGACUGUGGAGAACUAGAGCCCCCCAUUGAGACCAUGGUGCCUGAUGAUGAGAAAGGUACAGCAGCAUUGCUGCCCAAUGCAAACAGCAGGCAUUAGUCAAAUAAAUUCAAAAUAUGCUCAGUCAUUUUAAAUACAACCAGUACUAGCAUGUUUCCCUAGUGAUGAUGACAUGUGACAUCUUAUGAUUAUGCUUGUUUGUGUGCAGACCUGGUGCUGGAGAAAGCCAUGUUCCGCUGUGUGCUGAAACCUAUGAAGGGACAAAUAGACGGGACACUGCAAACUUUGCAUGAGCGAGAUGGCUCCACCCAAAGCAUGGCAGAGAGUCUGGCUGUGGCCAGGGGAAAGACCCCGUUGGAGUGUUUUGGAGUGCGGGUGGGAGUGCCGGAUGCUGCCGGUGUGGAGAAGGUGCGGCAGAAGUUAGCGCUCAUGAGGCGGGCCUACUCUCCCAUUGACAAGGUUGUGCUACUCUUGCAGGUCUGCAAGCUCAUCUAUAAAGCCAUGAAGGACAAUUCAGGUGAGGGCUUUUCUAUGAGAGAACGUGGUAAAGAAAUAAACUUUACAGAACCAAAAGCUGCUAUCCCUCCCAUCCUUGGUCUUGUCAUGGCUUGUGUCAACAUGGUUGCUCUGUCUUGUCUCCAUGAGCAGGCCAGGAGUUCGGUGCAGAUGACUUCCUGCCAGCCCUGUCCUAUGUCCUCGUACAGUGUAACAUGCCUGAGCUGUCUGUGGAGGUGGAGUACAUGAUGGAACUGCUGGAGUCAUCAUGGCUCAAAGGGGAGGGUAAGGCUUUAAAUGUGAAAAUAUUUGGAAUAGUAUGUGAUGCCAAAUAGCCAUCAUAAUCCAUAAUUUUGUAAUGCUUGUACCAGGUGGGUACUACCUGACCAGUGUGUAUGCCAGCCUGUGCCUGAUCCAGAGCAAGCCUGAAGUAGUGCCCUCCAGUGGGCUGACCCACGAGGCCAGAGACUCUUUGAAAGACUGGAGCCGGCGCCGGAGCAGCCAGGCGCAGAGCCAGAAAAACUUACAACAGCAACUGGUACGGCUCAAUUAAUUCAUUUAUUAGCACCAAUACUGUAUAGCAGGGGUAGGCAACUACACUGAACAAAAAUAUAAACGCAACAUGCAACAAUUUCAAAGAUUUUACAGAGUUACAGUUCAUAUAAAGAAAUCAGUCAAUUGAAAUAAAUUCAUUAGGCCCUAAUCUAUGGAUUUCACAUGACUGGGAAUACAGAUAUGCAUCUGUUGGUCACAGAUACCUUUAAAAAAAGGUAGGGGCAUGGAUCAGAACCAAUCAGUAUCUGGUUUGACCACCAUUUGCCUCAUGCAGCGCGACACAUCUCCUUCGCUUAGAGUUGAUCAGGCUGUUAAUUGUGGCCUGUGGAAUGUUGUCCCAGUCCUCUUCAUUGGCUGUGCGAAGUUGCUGUAUAUUGGCAGGAACUGGAACACACUGUCGAACCAUUGAUCCAGAGAAUCCCUAACAUGCUCAAUGGGUGACAUGUCUGGUGAGUAUGCAGGCCAUGGGAGAACUGGGACAUUUUCAGCUUGCAGGAACUGUGUACAGAUCUUUGCGACAUGGGGUCGUGCAUUAUCAUGCUGAAACAUGAGGUGAUGACAGCAGAUGAAUGGCAUGACAAUGGGCCUCAGGAUCUCGUCAUGGUAUCUCUGUGCAUUCAAGUUUCCAUCAAUAAAAUGCAAUUGUGUUCGUUGUCUGUAGUUUAUGCCUGCUCAUACCAUAACCCCACCACCACUAUGGGGCACUCUGUUCACAACAUUGACAAAAGCAAACUGCUCGCCCACACGACGCCAUACACGUGGUUGAGGUUGGUUCGACAUACUGCCAAAUUCUCUAAAACAUUGUUGGAGGCGGCUUAUGGUAGAGAAAUGAACAUUAAAUUAUCUGGCAACAGCUCUGGUGGACAUUCCUGCAGUCAGCAUGCCAAUUGCUUGCUCCCUCAAAACUUGAGACAUCUGUGGCAUUGUGUUGUGUGACAAAACUGCACAUUUUAGUGUGGCCUUUUAUUGUCCCAACCCAAGGCGCACCUGUGUAAUGAUCAUGCUGUUUAAUCAGCUUCUUGAUAUGCCACACCUGUCAGGUGGAUGCAUUAUCUUAGCAAAGAAGAAAUGCUCACUAACAGGGAUGUAAACAAAUUUGUGCCAACAUUUUAGAGAAAUAAGCUUUUUGUGUGUUUGGAAAAUUUCUGGGAUCUUUAAUUUCAGCUCAUGAAACCAACAGUUUACAUGUUGCGUUUAUAUUUUUGUUCAGUGUAGAUUCAGCCGCGGGAUGAUUUUUGUCAGAGGGAAUGGUCAGGGGAUCGGAACAGUUAUAAUAAUUUGUACAUUGCAAAUUGACCACAACUAAGCCCAGAAAGAGAUUGUAUUUUAAAAUAUCAAAAAUUAAACUAAUUUUUAGAUGAAUUCAUUUUGAUUUUACAGUCCUUUUUUUACCCAAAAACUAAAGUCCCCCAGCCCCCCGGCCAAUUUUGGCCCAUGGGCUGCUUGUUGCUGACCCCUGCUGUAUAGAAUCCCUCACCUAGCACUAAUACUGAACACAAAUUAACACACACUCGUCAUACCUAACAGAUUUGUGGAAUAAUAUGCCACAGUAGAAUAUCUCUGUACCCCAAAGCUACCGUAAGGAAUGCUUGGAUACUGUUCUCCUGGGUACAUACCUUCUUUUCAUUCUGUGUUGCAGAGGUGUGUCAGGGUUCUGUUUCAAGAUGGAGAGAACAACUGGAUGAAAACCCUGCAGUGGAGGGCAGGAGUUAGUGGGGAGGCCCUGACCCAGCUCUGUGCUGCUAAAUUUGGGGUGGGCAACCCAGAGCUGUAUAAACUGUACUGGCGGAGUGAGGGGGAGAUCCAAGCCCUCCCAGCACAGGCCCAGAUCCAAGACCUACAGGGCCAAGGAAGCAGUGGAUCACCCCUCAUAUACCAGCAAGCCAACCAGGAUGAACUCAAGACUGGCAAAUUAACCAGAAAGGAGGCUGUGGACUUUGUGGGAUUACCUUGA
Messenger RNA from Coregonus sp. 'balchen', 9717 nucleotides. NCBI's taxonomy places the organism in Eukaryota, Metazoa, Chordata, Actinopteri, Salmoniformes, Salmonidae. The record is from the annotation of a GenBank genome assembly.